UUUCUGGUAUAUAUGCCGAAAUGAGUGCUGGAAAAGGCUAAGAAGCCAUGGAAGCCACCUUAUGUCCACUCAACUCUCUCCGCGUAAUUAACUCCACCAAUAAAUUCUACUACGAAACCCCACCAAGAGUCCAUCACAAGCUCUCUCUUUUUCCUUCAUUUUCCUCGGCUUUCCCUUCCCUCAAAUUUCCCGGAAAUUUAUUGCAUAAAAAUGGCGGCUUUUCUGCUUUCUGCUCAACCUCCUCCCAUCACACUCGAAACCCAUCUCAGGAACUCGCUCUUCUUCUUGAAGUUGAUGGGAUCCUUGUGGACGCAUAUCGCUUAGGCAAUCGACAAGCCUUCAAUGUUGCAUUUAAAAAGCUUGGGCUUGACUGUGCGAAUUGGUCUGUGCCUGUCUAUUCGGACCUUUUAAGGAGGAGCUCUGGUGAUGAGGAAAGAAUGCUGGUUCUAUUCUUUAAUCGAAUAGGUUGGCCUACUUCUUUGCCCACAAAUGAGAAGGAAACAUUUGUGAAGCGUCUGUUGCGGGAAAAGAAAAAGGCGUUCAAUGAAUUUCUGGUGUCAAAGGAAGUACCUUUACGACCUGGAGUUGAAGAAUUUAUUGAUGAUGCAUGCAAUGAAGGACUUCCUGUUGUUAUCAUAGCAGCCUAUAGUAAAAGUGGUGAUAAAAUUGCCGGAUCUGUUGUUGAGAAGCUUGGCCAUGACAGAAUUUCAAAAAUAAAAAUUGUUGGGAAUGAGGAAGUAGAACAGAGUAUAUAUGGACAAGUAGUACUCAGAAUGCCUUCUGAUAUGGAUGAGCAAUUGGCCACUGAAGCAAGAAAAGCAGUUUCUGCUCAGAAACAAAAGAUAGCAAAUGAGGUUGCAUCCAUGCUCAAGUUGAGUGUUGAUAUCGAUACCACCUCACCUGAAAGCUUAGAUAAAAUUGUAGCUGCAUUGCGUGCGGGGGCAGAAUAUGCAGGAAAACCAGUCCAGAAUUGUGUCCUUAUUGCAGGAAGUCAAUCUGGAGUGGCUGGAGCUCUACGAAUUGGCAUGCCUUGUGUUGUAUUGCGGAGCAGUUUGAUAUCUAGAGCUGAAUUCCCGUCAGCAAAUGCUAUAAUGGAUGGGUUUGGAGGUGCAGACUUGACCAUCCCUAGGCUACUUAACAAGCAAUGGUCAUGAGAUCGCCUGAUUCAAGUAAUUUUUCUGUGAAUCUAUGAUAUGAUCUACAUUUGUUUCCCAUUCAUCCUUUCCUUAAUUAGAAGUAUCGAGGCUGAAAACAUGUCAUAUGGCCUUUGAGUGUUCAAUAGCUGCAAACAAGCCAUAACUCCAUUCUCUAGUCAGGCUUAGGUAGAAAUGAGUGUAAACAGUUUUAAAAGUGGCUGGCUUGUAGCUUGGUUUGUGGUAGACUUGAUAAUUAGUAGCUCUUUCUACAA
This is a messenger RNA of Mangifera indica (mango), 1408 nucleotides long. Its product is annotated as CBBY-like protein. The record is from RefSeq and is a predicted model, not a curated record. The transcript has 11 exons. The coding region runs from base 48 to 1154 and encodes 368 amino acids. NCBI's taxonomy places the organism in Eukaryota, Viridiplantae, Streptophyta, Magnoliopsida, Sapindales, Anacardiaceae. Gene Ontology annotation, molecular function: hydrolase activity.